Messenger RNA from Brassica oleracea var. oleracea, 1350 nucleotides. Its product is annotated as stomatin-like protein 2, mitochondrial. The transcript has 9 exons. Gene Ontology annotation, cellular component: membrane. Bases 37 to 1125 code for a protein of 362 amino acids. NCBI's taxonomy places the organism in Eukaryota, Viridiplantae, Streptophyta, Magnoliopsida, Brassicales, Brassicaceae. The record is from RefSeq and is a predicted model, not a curated record.
ACAAAGAUUUUAAGAGGGUUUUAGUUUGUUACUACGAUGAACCAAAUUAUCCAUUCUAGAUCAGUGGCUACCACCGCCCUAAGAUCCAUCAGCUACCUCCGGCAAUCUUCCGCACUUUUUCACUCGCUCCCCGGCGCCACGACUACCCCGGUCCGCCACUUCAGCUCCCCCGGUCAUGCUUUCAACAGCUACCAAAUCAAGCCGCCGACGAACUGGGGGAUCCGUAUCGUGCCGGAGAAGAAGGCGUGCGUGAUUGAGCGUUUCGGCAAAUACGUCAAGACUCUGGACUCAGGGAUUCACUUCCUUGUCCCCGGCGUGGAUCGUAUCGCGUAUGUUCAUUCCCUCAAGGAGGAAGCGAUUCCGAUUGGGAACCAGACUGCGAUUACGAAGGAUAACGUCAGCAUCCACAUCGACGGUGUUCUAUACGUCAAGAUUGUGAAUCCACAUUUGGCGUCUUAUGGCGUUGAGAAUCCCAUCUACGCUGUUAUGCAGUUGGCUCAAACCACUAUGCGUAGUGAGCUUGGAAAGAUUACUCUUGACAAGACGUUUGAGGAGCGUGAUACUCUGAACGAGAAGAUUGUGGAAGCCAUUAACGUUGCUGCAAAAGAUUGGGGUCUUGAGUGCCUUCGUUAUGAGAUACGGGAUAUCAUGCCUCCUAAUGGAGUGAGGGUUGCUAUGGAAAUGCAAGCUGAAGCUGAACGUAGAAAGAGAGCUCAGAUUCUUGAGUCUGAAGGAGAACGCCAAGCUCAUAUCAACAUCGCUGAUGGUAAGAAAAGUUCUGUAAUCUUGGAAUCAGAAGCUGCAAAGAUAAACCAAGUCAACAGAGCAUCAGGUGAGGCAGAAGCAAUAAUAGCUAGAGCACAAGCAACAGCCAGGGGGCUGACCAUGGUGUCUCAAUCCCUCAAUGAAACUGGUGGAGUGGAGGCUGCGAGUAUGAGAAUUGCAGAGCAAUACAUUCAAGCUUUUGGCAACAUCGCUAAGGAGGGUACAACAAUGCUGCUUCCGAGUUCUGCUGCAAAUCCUGCUAACAUGAUCGCUCAAGCUUUGACAAUGUACAAAAGGCUCGUCCCCAAUGGUGGUAUCCAGGAAACAUCAGCAGUAGUAUCCUCUUCUAAAGCGAAAUAGAAAGACGUGUGGUAGAAGGAAGAACUAGGAAACAACUUUUGAUUAUGAUAUGAGAAACAGUUAUCUUACCUUUAUUUCUAGUCUGCAACCAGAAAACAGAUCUAAACUCUAAUUUCUGAAACGAGGUUUUUGCACCCGAUUUGAUCCUAUAAUGUUGGUUGUUUUGUUCUUUUACAACUUCACUGCAUUGCUUACCAUUAAUAAUCAAGACAACUCUUAUUUUCC